AUGUGUAAGUGGUUUGAAGAGGGUCUAAAUGAAGACAUAAAGUUAUUAGUUGGGAUUCUUGAACUAAAAGAAUUUGUUGUACUGGUAGAUCGUGCUCAUAAAGUCGAAGAGCUGAGUAAAGAAAAGAGACAAGUUGAGAUGGAAGUUAGAACUUUAAGAUAUUCAGGUAGAGAUAGAAGUAUUCAAAGCUCCAGUCCAACUUCUCAGGCUAUAUUUGUAGCAAGUGCGGAUGGGUUGUCUAAUGUGAUAUCAGCCAUGUUAGCACAGAAAUAUGUCAGAAAAGGGUAUGAUGCUUAUCUUGCUUAUGUGUUGGACAUUAAAGUAUCUGAAUCGAAGAUUAAAUUAGUGCCAGUGGUUUGUGAAUAUCCUUAUGUGUUUGCAGAAGAGUUACUCGGAUUACCUCUAGUCAGAGAAGUGAAAUUCUCUAUAAAUCUUGUUCCAGGGACAACACCAAUAUCAAUAGCACCCUACAGAAUGGCUCCGACAGAAUUAAAAGAGUUAAAAGCACAGCUGAAAGAACUGACUGACAGGGGUUUUGCUCGACCUAGUUUUUCACUUUUGUGUGCACUGGUUUUGUUUGUCAAGAAAAAGGAUGGAUCCUUGAGAUUAUGUAUUGAUUGCCGAUAG
Messenger RNA from Gossypium raimondii (Peruvian cotton), 627 nucleotides. RefSeq lists its product as uncharacterized. The coding region runs from base 1 to 627 and encodes 208 amino acids. NCBI's taxonomy places the organism in Eukaryota, Viridiplantae, Streptophyta, Magnoliopsida, Malvales, Malvaceae. The transcript is spliced from 3 exons. The record is from RefSeq and is a predicted model, not a curated record.